Molecule: messenger RNA, 1542 nt
Organism: Aureobasidium melanogenum CBS 110374
Lineage: Eukaryota; Fungi; Ascomycota; Dothideomycetes; Dothideales; Saccotheciaceae
Product: general substrate transporter
Exons: 4
Coding region: 1-1542 (513 amino acids)
Biological process (GO): carbohydrate transport; transmembrane transport
Cellular component (GO): membrane
Molecular function (GO): carbohydrate:proton symporter activity
Source: RefSeq, a predicted model, not a curated record
AUGAAGGACGCAGACAUUGUUGGCCAGUCAUUGGCCGAGGUCUUGCCUCAGACCAACAAGUAUUGGUUCCAGCACAAGCAUCUACUCCAACUGAACCUCCUCCUUCUAGUCCCUCUUAUUUCGUCUUCAGUUGCGGGCUACGAUGGAUCGCUUAUGAACGGUCUUCAAUCCCUUCCACAAUGGCGCGACUACUUCGGCAACCCAGUAGGAACCAAACUUGGAUUGGUCAAUGCCGCCCAAUCGAUGGGCUCAGUUGUUGUAUUGCCCGUUGUUGGCUGGGCAAGCGACCGCUGGGGCAGAAAACUAGUCCUUCUGGCAGGUAUAAUAGGUGUAGUGUUGGCAACCAUCAUCCAGGCCACUUCAACAACACUAGCUCAACUUGUUGUCUCUCGACUGAUAGUCGGUGCCGCGGGUAUGCUUGUCGUUCAACCAGCGCCCAUGCUCAUCGCCGAACUUGCAUACCCGACUCAUCGAGGAAAAUACACUAGCGCCUUCUGGACGAUGUACUAUCUCGGAGCAAUCCUUGCCAGUUGGACAUGCUUCGGUUGCGAAAGUAUUCAGAGCAACUGGGCCUGGCGUAUUCCUACCAUCAUGCAAGCAGCAUAUCCCCUGAUCCAGGCAGCCUUCUGGGUUUGGGUACCUGAAUCUCCUCGUUGGUUGGUGGCACAAGAUCGCACACCAGAAGCUAUGGCAAUCCUAGCCAAGUACCAUGCUGGUGGAGACCUCAAUAGUCCCUUGGUCGUUCGCGAGAUGGGUGAGAUUGUUGAUGCCAUUCGGUUGGAGAAAGAAACGAAGACACCAGGUUGGGGGGCACUGGUUGAGACUCCUGGAAAUCGCAAGAGACUGUUUAUUGCCGUGUUUCUUGGUGCUGCUGCUCAAUGGAACGGCAUUGGCGUUGUGUCGUAUUACCUCACGCUCGUGCUCGACAGCGUUGGCAUCACCGAUUCGUUCACACAGACCCUCAUCAAUGGCUUACUUCAGAUCUUCAACUUCGGAGCCGCACUUUCCGCAGCCUUCCUUGUCGAUCGUCUCGGUCGCCGGACAUUAUUUAUCUGGUCGGGAUUCGGAAUGUUGAUUUCCUACAUUGUGUGGACUGCAUGCUCAGCAGUCAAUAGCAUCGACGGAAGCAAGCCGGCAGGUAUCGUCGUGAUUAUCUGUCUUUUCACCUUCUAUUACCACUAUGACAUUGCUUAUACGCCACUACUGAUGUCGUAUCCAACUGAGAUCUUCCCAUACAGCUUGCGCAGCAAGGGACUGACCUGCGAACUCCUGUCGAUCUACGCAUCCCUCGUCAUCGCUGCCUUCACCAAUCCGAUAGGCCUCGAAAAUCUUGGGUGGAAGUACUAUAUAGUGUUCUGUUGUUUCCUUGUUGUGAUUCUUGCCGUCACUUUCAUCACAUUUCCUGAAACAAAGGGCUUCUCGUUGGAAGAAAUUGUCCAGAUCUUUGAUGGUCCACAGGCGGUGAGAGAUGUGGAGGAGUCGGAGAAGGAAGUCAAGAAAGGCUUCGCGGUCGAGGCUACUGAGAAGAUCGAGCGAGUUUGA